This is a messenger RNA of Nycticebus coucang (slow loris), 1648 nucleotides long. RefSeq lists its product as uncharacterized. The record is from RefSeq and is a predicted model, not a curated record. Bases 1 to 960 code for a protein of 319 amino acids. Lineage: Eukaryota; Metazoa; Chordata; Mammalia; Primates; Lorisidae. The transcript is spliced from 3 exons.
AUGACUUGCAGAACAGUUUCUUGCCCCCAGCCGGGGUCAGUUUCACGUCUGCUCAGGGUCUGCAAGCUCAGAUCCCCUUCCAAGGUCCGUGGAGUCUAUUCUCCCGCCUCCUGGCAACCGGGUCACCGCCGUCCCUGCCCCAGGCACCCAACCCUCCAGCGUAUCCCAGCCGCGCCCCCUUGGCCGUACUGUCGCCUUCGAUCCGGGCUCGGCAGCGGAUCUGGCAAGCAGAACCGUAGACCGCAAGGAGAACAGGAGGGAGGGGUCCUCCCCGCGCGUGCCCCGCCUCCCCACGCCCAGUCCCGCACCUCCCCACCUUGUGCGCCCAGCUUGGGCUCCGCUUUCCUUCCGGGGAAAGAAAAAAGGUCCGGGCUCGGCCGCCGCCUCUUAAAGGGGCAGCACCGCCCCUCCCGCCUCAUCCUCCCUACUGCGACUCCGCCCUCUCCCCCAAACACCUGUCGGGUGCCCUCAAAGACUUGUGUUUCCCUUCUCCGCCCCUCGCUUCUCCAGAGAAGCGUCGCCUCCGGAGCAAGAUGGCUUGGACGGGCGGGGCCGUGGGUGGGAUUUGCCCAGUGCCUUGCUGCGGCGGCUAGUGCGGCUAGAAAGGCCGUUCCAGGCGCGGCCACCUCGGCCUGGAUGGAGAGAACUGGCGUUGGUGCAUCUGCUCACCGACUUGCGCGGCUACCUGGAAUGCUGGACUCGCCUCCGCAGAGCUGGCUGAGCCUUCUGGUAUCAAGGGAUAAGACUGUCGAUGUGGAAAUGAGCGCCUCCUUCACAGAGCGCACUUCGGGCCAGGGAGCUUCGCCCAGACUGAACCUGUUCUCAUCCACUCCUGCCUUCAGCGCCCAGCCGGGCAGAAUCUCAAAGGUCCCCUCCUACCAUUCACGCUCGUACCGAGUGUUUGGAGACUGGGCGGGACACUACCCCUGCAGGUGUGUAGUGGGAAGCGCCAGGUGGUGAUAGGUGGGAAGGGCCUAAAGAUAUCAUCCACCAAAGAAUUAAACUGAAAGGGAACUUCAAGAGGUCACUAUGUACUUUCUUGAGUCUAAUUCAGAUUUCCCCUAUUGCAGCACAAAAACCCCUGAGCAUAAAGAAAAACCAUGUAUUAAGCACUUACGCAGCAGAAACUAUGCUAAAUGCUUUACAAUACUAUUAGAUUAAAUCCUUAGAACACUCUCUGAAGUGUUAUCUCUGUUUUAAGAUGAGAAAACUAAGGCUCCGGGAGAUUAAGCAAUUUGGCAGAGGCCACAAAACCAAGAUUCUAAUCCUAUGUCAUCUGACCCUGGAGCCCUUCUUAACCACUUAUGCUAAUAAUUAACAUUUGUACAAUACUUUGGUCACAUCUAGGUUUGGUGGGGCCUGAAGCUUGUGCAAUUUGGGGGCUCUCUUUAAGGAAAAGAAUAAAGAAUUAGAAGUAGAAAUCAGAUUCAGAGCCUGGGAAAGGAGCCCAGCCUAACUUUAUAGUUUACAAAUCAUUUCACCAGGAGACUCCCUGUGAGGUCAGGGUUAUCAUCUUCUUUUGACUUAAUAGAAAACAGAGCCUCAAGAGGUUACCUGGAUGUUGAAGGUCAGGAAGCUUAUGGGAGGCAGAGCUAGGACCAGAAGCUAUUGACCACAACUGUGUCUUUAAGAAACACAUUGAGGGGCG